Molecule: messenger RNA, 3486 nt
Organism: Heterostelium album PN500
Lineage: Eukaryota; Evosea; Eumycetozoa; Acytosteliales; Acytosteliaceae
Exons: 2
Coding region: 1-3486 (1161 amino acids)
Source: RefSeq, a predicted model, not a curated record
AUGAGUACACCACUUAAAGUUAGAGAUAACAAGAUGUCUACUGGUGGAACUCCAUCAAAGACAAAGAGUGGAGCUAGUGGUACAACACCAUUAAAGAGUAGACCAAUCAAUAAUAACAAUAGCAAUUCAACGAUAGAAAAAGUUUCAACAACACCUACCGUUAAAUCACCGAAAUCAUUAACUAAACCAUCGAAAUCAAUAUACGAUAACAAAGAGAAUCAAACCGAGAACAUAGGUUAUCUAGUUAGAAAAGCAAAGAAUCAAACAAAUGAAAGAAAGAGAAAGAGUAUGGGUGUAAGUUUUGCAGAGACUGUUGAAAUUAGAGUAUUCGAAAAGAUGGAAUCAACUUUAUCGACCAAGAAGAAUCAAUCCAAGAGACAGAGUACCGCUGCAAUGAAAUCCAGUCAACAAUCACAACCAUCUCCACAAAAUCAAUCACCUGAUUCUGCUGAAAAUAUCGUUGAAAAAGUUGAAAAUCAAAUUGAUAAAAUUGAAGUUGAAAAUAAUAAUAAUAUUAUAGUAAAUAGUAAUAAUAAUAAUAAUAACAAUAAUAUAGCAUAUAAUAAUAAAUCACCUUUUGGUACUAUUGAUGAAGAAGAAGAGGAUCUAAACGAUCAAGAUGGAAUGACAAUGGAGUUCACUGCUACUUUUCCAGGUCGUAUCUAUGUACCGUUGAAAGAACCAAAUACCAACACUGAUGGUGACCAGGAAAUGUUUGACAUGAGCCAGUGUUCGAUGGAUACCAGCCAGAUUUCAGAGUUUGUAUCGCAAUCACCUGCACACAAGACAACCAAGAGAUUUGUUGACCAGUCUCCACGUGGCACCCAGGAGAAUCUUCCAUCGCUCCUGUCGUUGGCUGCCGAAGAAGAAGAUUUUGCCAAUGCCGCCAUCUUUAAGAAGCCAAUGACACCCACCAAUAAGUCUAUAUUGUCGUCCUCACCAGACUCUGACAAUGGAAGCAACGAUGGUGGUGGUUCGCCAAUUCCCACACUCACUGACCUCUAUGAAGAGGACAUGACUGGCAAUUUCAAGGAGAUCGUUGCCAGACUUGGAAAGGUGGAAUCUUCAGACGACGCUGAGGCCGAGACUGAGGUUGAGAGCCAACCAGAGGAACAAGAUCUAACUACCAAAUUCCACAUUGAAAAUGGUACUCAAGGUGCUGGUGGACGUCUUUUAAGUGUUCUCGAUGAUACCACUAUGGAUUUCAAAAUACCAACUAAACAAGAAAUUCAACAAUACCAAGAGCAACAACAAGGACAAGAAGAAGAGCAAGAGCAAGAAGAAGAGCAAGAAUAUCAACAAGAUCAAGAUGAUAUGUCAUUUACACAACCAGUAGGACAUAUUAUUCAAAUGGCAAAGAAUGCUGAAAGACAAACUGAUUUGAACCAAUCAAUUAACCAAUCAAUGAACCAAUCUAUGAACCAGUCAAUGUGUGAUGAUAUGACUAUAACAAAAUCAUUUGGUGAGAUUCUAAUGGUUGUAAAGAAGAGAAUGUCAUUGAAAUCCAACAACAAUAAUACUAGUAUUUCCAAGUGGGAUGUCAAUGAUGAUGUUACCAAUAACUUAAAGUGUUUAACUACACCCACCAAAACCAUUGUUAUCGAUCAUUCUACACUACUGGUAAACCCACAGGAUCAACCACAAGAACCUCAGCCAAUUCAAAUACAACCAACAUCGCACGUUUUCUAUCAUUCCACUACAAAUAAUCCUUUGGCAGAGUCAAUGGUUACCAAGACACAGACCAACAGUGAUUUCCAACAUUUGAAACAAUAUACUUGCACUCCUUCUUUUACCAACUACGAAGGUGAGGAUUCUUUUGUCUAUGGCAAGCUUAAUUUCAACCGUAGCAAUAUAUCCGAUGCCAAGAAUGGAUUGGUUCGUCCAUCGCCCCAGACCGAUGGUAGUGUCUUCCAGAUUCCAGCCCCAAAGUCAAAUUUCCCCAACACCCACCAAGCAGUAGGACCAGCUAUUCCAUCAAACUCGUCAGCCACUGCCGUCCCACAACAAGAGAAGCCAAAGAAUAUUCCACGUUUCGACAAUGAGUUGGAUGGUUCUCUCUACAGUAUUGUUGGUUCCAAGCAGUUUGAUGCUAACAACAUGUCUGUGCGACAAUCAUCCAUGAUGAUCGAAGACUUGAUGUCACUCAGAGAGACUUCCUCCAGCUCCAUCAAGAAGAUCACAUUUAAUGAAUUCCUCUACCUUUCAAACUGCCGAUUCUUGGAUGAUCCAUCUUCCAAGUCAAAACGUCCAUCUCUUGUCGGAAUGUUGGUCAACAACACCGACGAGAACGACGGUACCGAUCUCCGUAGCCAGCUAGUAGCCGCCUACUGUUACAACCGCCAAAAUGUCACAUUCCGUGCUGGCUACGAUGAAUUGAAGGGAAUGAUCACAUCGAUCAACGAAUUCAAUCGUCUGGCCGAAGAGAAGAUGAAUCAACAGAAUCCACCUAUUUUCGCAUUGAUUCAACGUUCCACCAAAGACGAUCUCAUCAGCAAGCAACAUCUCUUAAAGAAGAUCAAAAACUCAACAAAGCUUUCAACUCAGAGCACCUAUAUUCAAUGGCGAUGUGAAUUGGAGCGAAAGGUCAGCAGUGAGCUUACACUCUCCAAACAACAGUUGAGUGCCGACCUUGCUGCACUAGCUGAGCGUAUCGAACAGACCAAAAACACUGAGCACCAGUUGUUGAUGGAAUUCCAAUAUCUAAAGAAUCAUCAACACCAACAGGAACUCCAGAAGCAAAAGCUCUCAGAGAAAAUUGCCAACAAGACCAAUGCAACCGAUCAAAAGUUGGUCAAUCAACUCAACGACGAACACAAUCGUGUAGCUCAACUCACCAAUGUUUCACAUUGGACUGUUCUCCAGUGUUCUACCAACUCGAUCUCUGUCCAGUAUCAAUCUCAAUACAUUAGAUACUCGAUUAACUUUAACUUAUUGUCGACCAACAACAAUGUAGUUACCUCCACCAAAUUCUCAAUGUCACCAUUGAUCUGCCAGAACAAUCCAAUCUCAAGACUAGAGUCAGAGUUGGUUGGAAAGUUACAGUUGGAAAAGAGUGUACUCUCAAAGAUUACCACUUCCAAAGCCAUCCGUGAAGCAAUGACAACCGUAUCAAUUGCAAUCAGUCGUGUUGAAAGACUAUGCCAAGAACUCAAGCAAUUGGAAACACUCUACAAUCUGCGCAUCAUUCCAUUCAGCAACACACCACUUACCUCUAGUAGCCAAGGUUUCGCUUAUUCAUCAGAGUCCAAGUCGCUAAUGUUGGAAAUUCAAUUGUCUAAUUCCAAACUCUAUAGAAAGUUACUGUUACGUCUGCAUGUUCCAGUCUCCUAUCCAAGUGGCAACAUUGAAUACAGUUUCAAAUCGCUGAUUGGCAGUGUUGAUUCCAAAGAGGUUUCAGAGAUUAUCAACUACAACUGUUUCGAUAACCAGAGAAAAGGAAAACUUUCAAAGACCAUUCAAUCUUUGGAUUCUCUACUCUCUGAAUAG